AAUGCGCCGGGCGCGAGCUCACCUGGGCCCUCAGCGGCGUUUCCCGGAUUCCUCAAGCUCCGCGCUUGAGCCGCGGAGUUGUGGUACCUGCGGCCAGUCCCGGAGGCCCGCCGAUCUCGUCAACCCCCGACAGAGUCCGGCAUCCCCUCCGCGCGCGUCUGGGCAGUUCGGAGCUUACUACCAUGAAGCCAGCGAGGACUAAGACACCCAGGAAACCACCAGUGAAAAAAGGAUCCCAAACGAGUCUUAAAGACCCAGUUGGGGUGUACUGCAGGGUACGCCCACUGAGCCUUCCUGAGCAAGAGUGUUGCAUAGAAGUAAUCAAUAAUACAACAGUUCAGCUUCAUACUCCUGAGGGUUACAGACUGAACAGAAAUGGAGACUAUAAGGAGACUCAGUAUUCAUUUAAACAAGUAUUUGGCACUCAUACCACCCAAAAGGAGCUCUUUGAUGUUGUGGCUAAUCCCUUGGUAGAUGACCUCAUUCAUGGCAAAAAUGGUCUCCUUUUUACAUAUGGUGUGACGGGAAGCGGAAAAACUCACACUAUGACUGGUUCUCCAGGGGAAGGAGGGCUGCUUCCUCGCUGUUUGGACAUGCUUUUUAACAGUAUAGGGUCAUUUCAAGCUAAACGAUACGUUUUUAAAUCUAAUGAUAGGAAUAGUAUGGAUAUACAAUGUGAAGUUGAUGCUUUAUUAGAACGGCAGAAAAGAGAAGCCACACCCAAUCCAAAGACCCCCUCUAGCAAACGACAAGUAGAUCCAGAGUUUGCAGAUAUGAUAAAUGUACAAGAAUUUUGCAAAGCAGAAGAGGUUGAUGAAGAUAGUGUCUAUGGUGUAUUUGUCUCUUAUAUUGAAAUAUAUAAUAAUUACAUAUAUGAUCUACUGGAAGAGAUGCCAUUUGAUCCCAUAAAGCCUAAACCUCCACAAUCUAAACUGCUUCGUGAAGACAAGAACCAUAACAUGUACGUUGCAGGAUGUACGGAAGUAGAAGUGAAAUCUACUGAGGAGGCUUUUGAAGUUUUCUGGAGAGGCCAGAAAAAGCGACGAAUUGCUAACACACACUUGAAUCAUGAGUCCAGCCGUUCCCAUAGUGUGUUCAACAUUAAAUUAGUUCAGGCUCCCUUGGAUGCAGAUGGAGACAACGUCUUACAGGAAAAAGAACAAAUCACUAUUAGCCAGUUGUCUUUGGUAGAUCUUGCUGGAAGUGAAAGAACUAACCGGACAAAAGCAGAAGGGAACCGAUUACGUGAAGCUGGUAACAUUAACCAGUCACUUAUGACACUGCGGACAUGCAUGGAGGUCCUGAGAGAGAACCAGACUUACGGCACCAACAAGAUGGUUCCAUAUCGAGAUUCAAAGUUAACCCAUCUGUUCAAGAACUAUUUUGACGGGGAAGGGAAAGUACGCCUGAUUGUGUGUGUGAAUCCAAAGGCCGAAGAUUAUGAAGAAAGCUUGCAAGUAAUGAGAUUUGCAGAAGUGACCCAAGAAGUUGAAGUAGCAAGACCAACAGACAAGGCCAUAUGCGGUUUAACACCGGGGAGGCGAUACAGAAACCAGGCCCGGGCAGGUCCUGUUGGAGACGAACCGCUGGUUUCAGAAGUGGUUUUACAAAGUUUCCCACCUUUGCCAUCCUGCGAACUUCUGGAUGUCAAUGAUGAGCAGACUCUUCCCAGGCUGAUUGAAGCAUUAGAGAGACGACAUCACCUACGACAAAUGAUGAUUGAUGAGUUUAACAAGCAGUCUAUUAAUUUUAAGGCUUUGUUGCAAGAAUUUGACAAUGCUGUUUUAAAUAAAGAAAACUAUAUUCAAGGAAAACUAAAUGAAAAAGAAAAGGUGAUCUCAGGACAGAAACUGGAAAUAGAACGACUGGAGAAGAAAAACAAAACUUUAGAAUAUAAGGUUGAGAUUUUAGAGAAAACAACGACCAUCUAUGAGGAAGAUAAGCGAAAUCUGCAACAGGAGCUUGAAACCCAGAAUCAAAAACUUCAGCGACAGUUUUCUGACAAACGUAGACUAGAAGCCAGGCUGCAAGGCAUGGUGACAGAAACAACCAUGAAGUGGGAGAAAGAAUGCGAGCGUCGAGUGGCAGCCAAACAGCUGGAGAUGCAAAAUAAACUCUGGGUGAAAGACGAGAAGCUGAAACAGCUGAAGGCGAUCGUCACUGAGCCCAAAGCUGAAAAGCCAGAGAGACCCUCUCGGGAGCGGGAUCGCGAAAAAGUUACCCAAAGAUCUGUUUCUCCAUCACCUGUACCUCUUUCUAGUAACUAUAUUGCUCAGAUUUCCAACGGCCAGCAACUCAUGAGUCAACAGCUACAUAGGCGCUCUAACUCUUGCAGCAGCAUUUCUGUAGCUUCCUGUAUUUCGGAAUGGGAGCAGAAAAUUCCUCCGUACAACACACCUCUCAAUGUCACAUCUAUUGCGAGGCGUAGGCAGCAGGAGCCAGGACAAAGUAAAACUUGUAUCGUGUCAGACAGAAGGCGAGGGAUGUACUGGAAUGAAGGCAGGGAGGUGGUUUCUUCGUUCAGAAAUGAGCUAGGAGUAGAAGAGGAUCGCUGCAGCAGGAACGCACCACCAAUUCGUCUGCGACACAGACGCUCACGCUCUGCGGGAGACAGAUGGGUAGACCAUAAGCCUGCCACUAACCUGCAAACUGAGACAGUCAUGCAGCCACAUGUGCCCCGCGCCAUCACUGUGUCUGUUGCGAAUGAAAAGGCGCUAGCUAAGUGUGAAAAGUACAUGCUGACACACCAGGAACUAGCCUCCGAUGGGGAGGUUGAGACUAAGCUAAUUAAGGGUGAUGUUUAUAAAACAAGGGGUGGAGGACAGUCCGUCCAGUUUACUGAAAUAGAGACGUUAAAACAAGAAUCACCAACUAGUCGAAAACGAAGAUCGUCUACAGUAGCACCUGUCCAACCAGAUGGAACAGAGUCUGAAUGGACGGAUGUAGAAACAAGGUGCUCCGUGGCUGUGGAGAUGAGAGCAGGCUCUCAGCUGGGGCCUGGGUACCAGCACCACGCACAACCCAAGCGCAAGAAGCCAUGAAUUGACAGUUUCAAUAACAAAAGAACAUUUUCAUCAUUUGUGUUGGUGAUUUCUCCAAAGCAGUGCCUUCUGAAAACUUGUAAAACUCCAGCUUUGUUGAAAAUCACAGACCUCAUAUGUCAUCACACACUGGCCUCCAUCAGGGAUUCUCCCCUGUGGCUCCAAAGAUAUCUAGGAUUCUACAAACUUUUUAUAUUAUACACCUUGCCAUAUUUAAUAUUAAUAGCAGAGAAAGACCCCUCUUUCUCGUUGCUGUAUGAACUUUUUUAUAUUGCUGGGUUUUUUUGUAUAUUUCUUGUAUACUUAUAAACUAAUUCAUGCAUGUGUCUGUCUUGGAUGAUUAAGGAAAAAUAUAUCUAGAUCACGCUUUGCUUUUUAUGGUGACUUUUCCACCUGUUGUCUGAAUAUUUCUUAAGGAUUUAUAGACAAAACAAAUGCUGCUACUGAUUAGCUGCAAGGAUGCACUUUAGACAUAUAUUGGACAAUUCAGCCUGAGACGUCAGAGACUCGCCGAUACUAAAACCAGUUUAGGAAGGUGUUUGGAGUUUUGUAUGUAUAUACUUUCUGACAUUUAGAUAUGUCAAAAGAAAUGAAAUAAAAGCACUAAGAAAUACAA
This is a messenger RNA of Odocoileus virginianus texanus, 3657 nucleotides long. RefSeq names its product kinesin family member 23 (gene KIF23). The record is from RefSeq and is a predicted model, not a curated record. NCBI's taxonomy places the organism in Eukaryota, Metazoa, Chordata, Mammalia, Artiodactyla, Cervidae. Gene Ontology annotation, molecular function: microtubule binding; microtubule motor activity; ATP binding. Gene Ontology annotation, biological process: mitotic spindle midzone assembly; microtubule-based movement. Gene Ontology annotation, cellular component: kinesin complex; nucleus; microtubule.